GGAAGUGGCGCGCACAGGGCGGGGUUCUUCACCGGGUCCCGCGGCUGCAGCUCGGCGCUCCGGCUCCCCCUGUGCCUGCAGCGACGCCCCCUGGUCCCCCUCGCCGCUGCCGCCGCCGCCGCCGCCUCUCCCGACCCUUGUGGGCUCCCCGGCCGCGCCAUGGGCACCCGCGACGACGAGUACGACUACCUCUUCAAAGUUGUCCUUAUUGGAGACUCUGGUGUUGGGAAAAGUAAUCUCCUCUCUCGAUUUACUCGAAAUGAAUUUAAUCUUGAAAGCAAGAGCACUAUUGGAGUAGAGUUUGCAACAAGAAGCAUCCAGGUUGAUGGAAAAACAAUAAAGGCGCAGAUAUGGGACACAGCAGGGCAAGAACGAUACAGAGCUAUAACAUCAGCAUACUAUCGUGGAGCUGUAGGUGCCUUAUUGGUCUAUGACAUCGCUAAACAUCUCACAUACGAAAAUGUAGAGCGAUGGCUGAAAGAAUUGAGAGAUCAUGCUGACAGUAACAUUGUCAUCAUGCUGGUGGGCAAUAAGAGUGAUCUGCGUCAUCUCAGGGCAGUUCCAACAGAUGAAGCCAGAGCCUUUGCAGAAAAGAAUGGUUUGUCAUUUAUUGAGACAUCUGCUCUAGACUCUACAAAUGUAGAAGCUGCUUUUCAGACAAUUCUGACAGAGAUAUACCGCAUUGUUUCUCAGAAGCAAAUGUCAGACAGACGUGAAAAUGACAUGUCUCCAAGCAACAACGUGGUCCCUAUCCACGUGCCACCAACCACUGAAAACAAGCCAAAGGUGCAAUGCUGUCAGAACAUAUAGUGCUUCUCUUCUCCCCCCAGAAGGCUGUGUAUAGUCCAUUUCCCAGGUCUGAGAUUUAAAUAUAUUUGUAAUUCUGUGGUCACUUUGUGUUUUAUUAUUUCCUCAUACUUCUGAAUUUUUCCAUGUCUUAAGUCUUGAUUUUAGCUUUAUAAAAUCAUCCACUGUCCCAAAUGACUGCAGCUUUUUUUUUUCCUCCAUGUUAUGGCUUCACUAGCCUUAGUUUAAUAAACUGAAUGUUUGGAUUCCUUUAUUGUUUACUUUUCAUCGUGGAAGCCUGGCACAUCAGAGUACUUGAUCACUUGAAGCUUAGACCGAUUGGUCUUGAUCAAAUCAACCUAAGGCCACUUUAGAAAUAAGCUAUUAUUUUGCCACAGAGCAACUUCGAAUUAAUACACUCUUCUCUGCCCUAUAAAAACAUCACAGACUUUUGAGAGCUUGAACAUUUUUUUCCAUUAUUCUGGAUGUCAAUUUCUAAAUGCCUUAAUAGGGUUAGGUAGUUCCGUAGCUUAUUUUCCCUAAUUUUUGUAAGCAUCAAAAUUAAUUAGGGGGCAUGUGUCUGGGCAAGAAUGACCUUAGUUAACAUAAAAGACUUAUGGUUUACGUAGCCGUUUGGUUAUGGGGCCAUAUCUUCAACAGUGCUGCCCGGUAGGCUGGGAUCUGGAGAGACGAGGUGGAAUUCCAUCUCAGGUGCCUCUGUUGCAGUGAUCAGGUGGCCAAAAUAAUUUACCUAAUUUCCCAGCAGUAGAUUAUAUUGCCCAGGCAAUAACUCAUUGAAUGCUCUAGUAUCAAAUUGUUAAAGUGUUAAUUUUGUCUUGAACCCUUCCAGUAAUGCAAUGCAGCCUAGUUUUAUUUCCAUACCCAUCAGCAGGCAUGGAUAAUCAUUUUAACAAUGCUAAGUUUUGAGUUUUGCGGUGUAUUAUGGAAUAGUUAAAUACCUGGUUUCCGUAUAUCCGAAGAAUACAGUGAAAGGUUAAUUUCUGCUCAAGUGGUAUCACUUAAAGGCAUGUAUUCUUUUAGUACGUAGGAUGAAAUAGUACCCUGAGUUUAAAUAGAAUGCGUUUAGGCAUUGUAAAAGCCCGAAGUAGUCUUCUUCCACUACAUUAUUGAAAUCAGUGGAGCAACUUGUUUCUCAUUCAGAAAUGUACACACUAAUACUUAGUUUUUACUUUCUUGUGGAUAAUAUUAAUUAAGCACUUGCACUCUGCAGUGUUCUGAAAGUUGUGUCAGCGGAAGUGAUGCUAUUCAGAUGGUGGAAUAUCCCAAAAAUAUAUGUUUGUGUGGGCUUGCAUAGAUUACUAUGUUUCAUAGUUAUCUUUUGUCUGUUGCGGUGCUCAUGACGUGUGUGGGUGGGGCCGCAUGCACGGAAGGCAUUGCCGUGGUCAGUCAUUUUGGUUUUCUUCUGUAGCUAUUUUAUUAUUUUAGUGUAUUGGUUAUGAAGAUACUAUUAUCUAUUUGUAAAUUGCUACUUUGUAUUUUAUGCAUGCUCUGUAACUUGAUUUUUUUUUCUUUUUUUAGUUCUUUGGAAUAUAUUCAUAUUCUAAUAAACAGUUAUAGGGGGA
Suncus etruscus (white-toothed pygmy shrew) is the source of this 2369-nucleotide messenger RNA. It is a transcript of the gene RAB11A, whose product is annotated as RAB11A, member RAS oncogene family. The record is from RefSeq and is a predicted model, not a curated record. Bases 160 to 810 code for a protein of 216 amino acids. Gene Ontology annotation, molecular function: GTP binding; GTPase activity. Gene Ontology annotation, biological process: melanosome transport; neurotransmitter receptor transport, endosome to postsynaptic membrane; exocytosis. The transcript is spliced from 5 exons. NCBI's taxonomy places the organism in Eukaryota, Metazoa, Chordata, Mammalia, Eulipotyphla, Soricidae. Gene Ontology annotation, cellular component: postsynaptic recycling endosome; axon; transport vesicle.